UUUUUUAGUGUAUUCUCGACACACGCCGCUUUAAGUUGUUUUCAAUCAGCAAUAAAUUUGCGAAUUGUUAUCCGCGACAAAAUAAAAGUAUUUAAUCAGAUUUGAGUUGGUCUAGAGGCCACGAAGACGGCAUGCUGUUGGGCGAAUACGACACAACCCGGCGACUCCUGUUUAUCGUGGCCGUUCUGCUGAUCGUCCUGUAUGCGAAAACGUACCUGUUACCCGGAGUGGAUCUGGACUACAACUAG
Drosophila eugracilis is the source of this 248-nucleotide messenger RNA. RefSeq lists its product as uncharacterized. Lineage: Eukaryota; Metazoa; Arthropoda; Insecta; Diptera; Drosophilidae. The transcript has a single exon. The record is from RefSeq and is a predicted model, not a curated record. The coding region runs from base 132 to 248 and encodes 38 amino acids.